Messenger RNA from Rotaria sordida, 996 nucleotides. The record is from the annotation of a GenBank genome assembly. NCBI's taxonomy places the organism in Eukaryota, Metazoa, Rotifera, Eurotatoria, Philodinida, Philodinidae.
AUGGGUGUCUAUGUGAAUCUACUUGAAUAUAAUAAUAGACAAGGUAUGAUUUUAUUAACUGAAUUAUCACGUCGUCGUAUUCGUUCAAUAAAUAAAUUAAUUCGUGUUGGUCGAAAUGAAGUUGUUGUUGUUGUUCGUGUCGAUCGUGAUAAAGGUUAUAUUGAUUUAUCGAAACGUCGUGUAUCACCAGAAGAUAUUAAUAAAUGUGAAGAAAAAUUUGUUCGUGGAAAAACAGUGAAUAGUAUUCUUCGUCAUACAGCUGAAGUAUUAGGAAUAAAAACUAAUGAAGAAUUUGAAGAAUUAUAUGAAAAAACAGCUUGGUAUUAUGAUGAAAAAUAUAAACGACCAGGUGCAGCUUAUGAUGUAUUUGUACGAGCUGUUAGUGAUGAACAUGAACUUGUUGAUUGUCAAGUAGAUGAAAAUACAAAAAAAAUUUUAAUUAAUAAUAUUCGACGUCGUCUUACUCCUCAAGCUGUUAAAUGUCGAGCUGAUGUUGAAGUUGCAUGUUAUGGUUAUGAAGGUGUCGAUGCAGUUAAAGCUGCAUUAAGAGAAGGUCUUAGUGCAUCAACAGAAGAAAUGCCAGUUAAAAUUAACCUUAUUGCUCCACCACUUUAUGUCGUUACAGCAACAUGUCUUGAUCGAAAUGACGGUCUUAAUGCAUUAAGAAAUGUUAUUGAUAAGAUUAAACAAGGUAUUGAUCAAUAUCGUGGAAUAUUUAAAAUUAAAAUGGAACCUAAAGUCGUAACUGAUAUUGAUGAUGCUGCACUUCAAGAAGCUAUGUUGGAUGCAGCUAUUGAAAAUACUGAAAGACCUGGUGAUGAUAAUGAAGAUUCGGAUGAAGAUGAAGAUGGUGGCAUUAAAGGUAAAUUACCUGGUGAAGAUGAAGAUGAAUCAACAGCAGUUGGAGGAGCAGUCAAGGAAUCGAAAACAGCAUCACAACGAAAUGCAGCAAAUGGCGAUGACGAUGAAGAUGAUGAUGAUGAAGAUCAAGAUUAA